UGUGUGCGCGCGCGAGACGAGGCGAGGCGAGGCGUGCCGUUGUUCAAACACUCCGGAGCUGGGAGGAGGAGAGAGAUAAAGACCGCGGGCCUGCCCGGCGCGCCAGUCUCCGCCGCGAUGUCGAGGUCCUCGCUGCUGUUGCUGCUGUCGCCGCUGCUGCUGUCGUGCUGCGUCGCCGCGCAGCAGAACUCCAGCUCGGCGCCGGUGGUCCCGCCUGCCACCACCACCACCACCACCACCACCACAACCCUGGCCAGCUUCCCCGCGCUCAGCACCCUGAAGCCCGACGAGCUGACCGGCCCCGCCGCUCAACCCUCGCCAGUGACGACGGCGGCGGCGGCGGCGGACGGCUCGUGCUCGGCCGACGCGCAGUGCGUGGCUCGGCGCGGGCAGCUGUCCUCGUGUGUGGACGCGGUGUGCGUGUGCGGGCCCAGGGCGUACGAGAAGUCCGGGGAGUGCCUCCCGAGCAAGGAUUUGAAUGAGCCUUGCGAGUCGUCAGAGGAAUGCCAAAACACGAAGCACGCAGUCUGUACGUCAUCAGUGUGCUCCUGCGAUGUCGGCUACACCAAUGAAAACAAUGUCUGCACGCUGGUGAUACCGCCACCAAUGCCUGCGAUCGUGCCCAUGAACCGUGACGUCAGUGGGAUCACAAUCAAGCCUAAUUUUGAGCCAGAUGGUGCUUACAAAGUGCUGAAACUAAAGUCGGAAGAAUUAGUUCUGGAAUGUACGGUUACUGGUGCGUCUGUGAAUUACACAGUGGCGUGGCUGAAGAACAAAACUGCCAUACCUGAUAAUGAAAGGUUUAAAACUGUCCAACCAAACAAGCUGGUGAUAAAAAAACCUGAGGAGAAUGAUGCAGACACAUACACGUGUGUGUUUUCAUUCAGCAAUAACGCGACAGCUAGCAGGCAGGAAGAUAUUCCUGUGAUGGUUCCUGUGUAUGUGCGGCUGCCGGCCUCAACAAGUGCUGUGGAGGGUGAAAAGUUGCAGAUGAAGUGUACUGUGUUCGGACGACCCAUUCCCACCGUUGAGUGGCUGUUCGGCAAUAACUCAAUCAAGGAAGAGAAGGGAAGAUACCAGCUCCUGGAAUAUGAGAAUGUCCCCAAUGCAAUGCUUCAGAUUGACGAUACGAAGAUGGAAGAUCGGGGCGAAUACACUUGCAUUGUACGCAAUAUGUACUCCAAUGAAACAAGUGCGACCACCAUGGUCAGGGUGAAAGAUAAGCUGGCAGCCCUGUGGCCAUUCUUGGGUAUUUGUGCUGAGGUUUUCGUGCUGUGCGCCAUCAUCCUGAUCUACGAGAAGAAGCGGAACAAGACGGAGCUUGAAGAGAGCGACACCGACCAGAGCCCUGAACAGAAGAACACCCCGGACCACGGAAAGGAUUCUGUUAGACAGAGAAAGUGAACCACAAAAGUUGUUACAAGAAUUUAAAUUUUGCUGUUGGCUUGUUGAAUUUAUAACAGUAUAGUUAAUCAUCUUCUGGUGCGCCCCUUCAGAGAAAAAAAAGUGAUAUUACCAAUGUUGAAACUUGACCAUCAAUUACAGCGUUGCUAUUUUGAAUGUUAGCAUGUUUUACAGUCAUUUACAGUGACUGUGGUAGAACUGGGACUGUGGUAGGCUUGCGACUACUGGCUCUGUAGUGAUAUCUUUCCUUCGACUUAUAACUCGUUAGCUGUAGCUCCAGCAACAAGCACAUGAGCGCCAGGGGUGUUCACAAGCGGUGUGCAUUCACGCCAUCCGCUGGCACAGUUAGAAAUGUUAUUGGCUAAUAUUGUAAAAGUGUUUAAUAUUCUUUAUUGUUCCUUCCACUAUUUUAGUAUUGUACUUAAAUGAAUAUUCCCUUAAAAUAAUGUGUUAGAAUCACUUUAGUGAUUUGCAAUGCUGGGUACAGUGUUAUAUCGAAUAGCUUUCUAUUUUUAUUCAGUGUGUGAAUUUUCUCCAACUUUUAAACAUUAGAUUUAUUGUCUUCUGUAUACUCCUUGAUGGUCUUUCAACCAUUCGUAGCCAAACUUUGACGUUUUAAUAAUUAAAAAUGGGUUACUUGUUAACCAUCAGACUUGACAAUCCAAUCCAAAAGUAGUCUGUUUAUUUGUUUAAGUUGAUUUUGUAUUGUAGUUUGGAAGUUACUGUACUGCAGGAGCCGUGCACCAAUUUUAAUUUGAUAAGUAUGUAUCUGUGCCUGUGAGGAACUGGUACUAUGUGCAUAUAUGCGAGGUUUUGAUUUUUGCUUACCUCAUAUUGUAAACAUAUUUGAUCAAUUUUUUAUUUAAAAUGUUACUAUUUUCAUAAAUUUACUGUAUAACUUGAAAAUUUUUGAUAUUUUAUAAUUAAGAUGUAAUAUAAAUACUAAGUAUGUUAUUUUAUUGGUAAGUGUGAUAUAUCUACUAGGUAACAGUUGAAAUAAUUUAGUACUUUUCUGUUACUUUCUUAUUUUUAACAAUGUGGUAAAUAGCAUUUAUCACUUUUUUUAUUCAGAUGUUGUUGGACAUAAUAUACUGUACUAACGGGUUGAUUAAAAUGUUGAAAUACAAAUAUUUUUUUGUAGUCAAAAAUCUUGUCUGACCAUGCUGUUUUUGAAGAAAGCAACAGGAAGCUUUACUAUUCAUGUGUUUCAAAUUCAGCUCUGUGCAUGGUGCUACGAAAGUGUUUCUGAAACUGGAGUGCAAGGUACGUCUGUUUUUGACCACUGCUGCGUUCUGUACGUUCCCAUGGUGACUUCUCCAUCUCCAUUUCCAUCCAUUCUCAAACAAGUUUGCCACCUUUGACUAACUCAGCUGUCUCUCAGGAUAGUGACCACAUUCCAACUGAUAGCAAUUAGCAGGUGUUCAGUGGAGCACACCCAAUGUGUGCCCCACAGCCAGGCUACAAGCAGUUUGUGUUGAUUCUUCCUGGCGUGUUGAUGCAGUUUGUAAUUCCUAGUUGUGUAUAAUUAAUGCUUAGAAGUAACUUAGUUCAUCUUAGUAGAUUUUCUCUUGUAUUUUGAGAACAGUUGGAAUGACGUGUUCUCUAAAUGCGUGUCUUUUGUUGAGUAAAAUUCUUUUAGAGCGUUAACGUGAAAUAUUAACAUUGUCUGCCUGUCAUCCAAUUUUUUUUUCUCAUGUGUGUACUCAUAAAAAAAAUUAAUCAGGAAUGUUGGGCUAUUGUUUGUUGGAACAAUGAAUUACAUUUUAUUUUUGUCUGCUGUUUUUCUUAUAAAUAUAUGUGCAUUAACAUGGUUAGUGUGGAAGAAUGAGAGAACUACUAGAAUUUAUGUUUGUAAAGUUUGUUUUUCUUGGUGGAUGAUUUGGAUUUAAACAUCUCUUGUAUCUUAAGAAACAAGAUUUGAAAAGUCAGCAAAUUGAAUUGGAAAUGAUGUAGCAUUUUUGAUAUUAACAUUUGUGUUGGCAGUUUCUUGCUGACCUAAAAUGAUGAUAUGCAUGUGUCUCCAUUUACCUCUAGAUCCUAAUCAUCACUAAAGGGCUGUCUGGUGCCAUUUUUACACUAAAUGCAGACUUUGUGGCUUCAGUAAGUCAUAUGAUUGCUGAAGUUAGUCUUCCAGGAAAGUCACCUUACAGCAUCACUGUGGUAGUCAUGGGUACAGACUGUUUCUGUACCAAAUUACGUAAUUGUGAUGGUGUGCUAGACGUCUCUGAGGAAUUUCAUUUUAUAUUGUGUGGCAUCAAGCGUCUUGUGGUUCAGAGAGAAGGCAGAUGUUAGCAUCCUUGCGAGACCAGAUUUAAAAUAAAUGAUAGAGAUUCCUUAGAUACCAAAAUUAAGUAGAUAUUUGGCAAAAAACUUUGUUAACUUGCAGUGAGGCGAGAUUAUAUGGUGAAUAAAAGUUCAGAAAAAAAAUAACUGUGAACUGCAAUUGAAAAGUCAUAACAUUACUAUAUACUGAAACUAAAUUUACAAUUUAUUUUAAAUUUUUGACUUUUAUGUAUGUAUAAAAUACAUAAAAUGUUAAUAAUUAAGAGUUACAGAUUGUUAGUUUUAUUCAAUUGAUAAAGAAGAAAGUUGAGAUGAUGUGUGUGUCAGUGAAGUUGAAGAAUAAAAUGUUUUUGUGUUUUCGUUUUUAAAAUUGAAUAGUGAUUCUUUGAAUAUUCAGUUUCGAUAUCUAUUUUAGUGAGUAAAAAUUUAUGUCAAAGCUAACAGUGCCUGAAAAAUUAAGGCACCAAAAAUAAAUUAUGUAAUUAAACAUUGUUUGUUCAUAUUGUGUAAAUAGUGUGUUUAUGUAUUUGUAAAUUGUUCUUAAAAAUAAAAAAUAAACAUCAGCGCAAUCUGAAGUUUUUUCAACUAAAUGGAUUAGAAAAUUAAACCAUAAAAUCUUGCCUCUAUGUCAUAAAGUAACACAGUUUAAACGUAAAAAUAUGAGUGAAUUAUCUAAACAAAUUAUUUUGCGUACACAUAAUGAAGGUGGAAGCUACAACUGCAAAAUGCUAAUUGCUAUGCAGCUGGGAUAUGGUGUGUGAAUGUGUGACUUUUUGCAAGGUGCUGCACUCAACUUAUUACUGUGCAAGAGUGGUAAGUGUAAACUCGGUAGUUUAAAAAUAGAUUCUAAUGAAUGCAGUGCGGCGUAAAGAACAUAAAAACGAGUGUCAACAAGUGUUGUGUACUUUCAGGAAGGAGCGAGAAUUGCUCUGUUGACUUAAGAUGAAAUCCAUAUGAAAUCUGAGCUAGUGCACAAUUAAUCGAAAGUACUUAACACUUUCUGCCAUCCAUUUUUAUAUUCAUAUUAGAUAUUAAAACCGUGAUAUAGCAUAAGUUAUUGUAUAUACUGUUAUAACCUGUAAUAAAAUGUUGAAUUUGUUAAAGAAAGUUUUAAAAUUUUGACUAUAUUCAAAAUAUUUGAAAAGGUUGUGGUAUUUUCUUUUUCUUUUUUUUUUUUUUAGAGUGCACAUCACUGAACAGAAAAUGUAACACUUGGGUUGGUUUCACGAGUACUGGACAAGUCCAAAGUUUGCACCUUGCAUGUAAUGUUUUGUUUUCUAAUCUAAGCAUCAUAAUAAAUAGCAGCAAAGACUCCUGAACUCAACCUAGCCAUAUUGAGUUCAAGAAUAAAAAUUAUUUUUGAAGUUUAAUGUUGUGAUUUCGUAAAAUUAAUUAAUAAUUCUCAUGUAUUCUUUAUUGCAUGUGAUAAACUUGGUAAACUUGAAUCUAAAAUUGUUUUCUCUGAGAAAAGCAGAACCUCUUGUGUACCGUGAUCUUCAAAAUCAUUGCUUCAUUAUUCUCAUGUAGAUGCCAUUGAAUAGAAUAUUUUUUUGAGCUGGUGUAGUGCAUGCAGCACUGAACAUGGUGUUCAUUUCGAAAUUUAUUUGGGCUUUGAUAUAUAGAAUGUGUUUUGUACAGUUAUGUUGUGAAGAUUGAUCAUAUUUGUAUAGUUAGAGGAAGAUAUUGUGGAUAAUAAUUUAAUGUGAAUAUCAUUAAAGGUCAGUUCUCGGGCUGUUGUAAAGCUGUUGACCAAUUUUAAAAAAAAAUCAGUGCCUAUAAAACUUGAAAGGUCAAGUGUGGAAUAUAUGUACUCCAAGUAGGAUUUAGAUCAUGGUCCUUUGGUCAUGUUCUAACGAUUGAGCCCUAUAGAACCACUUUAUCAUGGUUGGAUCGUGACACUACAGGUUAUACAUUAUAAUUUUAUUUGAACAGCAGAUGCACUGUGAAUCAAGUUGAAAACCGGGACCUUUCAAAAUGCUGAUAAGUAUAGUUAGUGUCGCUAGUACAUGUGGGUCCAUGGUUUAAAAACUGGUCCACAUUCAUUCAUAUUUACCUCAUGUUUUGUUAUUUUAAACCAUAAAAAAAAUUAUUAAUGAUUAUUUCAAUCCAGUUUGGUUUCACUAAGUUAAAUAAGAAUAUGUUACUCAAUUCUAUACAGUCAAGUUUAUCACUGUGCUUUUCACAUAACUAGAAAUUAUAGUUGGUGGUAAUGUAGUUAAUAUGUAGUACUUCAUUAAAUCAUGUUAUUGAUGAAUCAUGUUAACAGCAUUCUCUUAGUAUUUGGUUGUCUUCUGGUAUACUGUGGUGCAAAUGCGUAAUAAGAAAGGUUAUUUAUAUGUGAAACCAGCCCACAUGAGGUGAGAAGUAUGUUUUAAACUGCCACAUUAUAAGUGUAUUACAUAUAUGCGUUUAUUUGUGAAGUGAUUAUAAUUUUAACUAAUUUACUUAAGUGAGAUUAACUUUUUAAAGUAAUUGCAUUAUUAAAAUAAACGAUGUGUACAUAUGUAAAAUAAUAAAAUAAAUCAUUUUCUUAUAUGAAGAAAAAUAAGACCACAAAUCUCAAAAAACUGUGUGUAUUGCAACUAUAAAAUUUGUAGUAAAGAAGAUAAAAUAAAUUAUGAUAUCAAACA
Molecule: messenger RNA, 6317 nt
Organism: Bacillus rossius redtenbacheri
Lineage: Eukaryota; Metazoa; Arthropoda; Insecta; Phasmatodea; Bacillidae
Gene: Bsg
Product: neuroplastin
Exons: 9
Coding region: 118-1404 (428 amino acids)
Biological process (GO): cell-cell adhesion
Cellular component (GO): cell-cell junction; plasma membrane
Molecular function (GO): cell adhesion molecule binding
Source: RefSeq, a predicted model, not a curated record